Molecule: messenger RNA, 1045 nt
Organism: Malurus melanocephalus (red-backed fairy wren)
Lineage: Eukaryota; Metazoa; Chordata; Aves; Passeriformes; Maluridae
Product: RAC-beta serine/threonine-protein kinase-like
Exons: 7
Biological process (GO): protein phosphorylation
Molecular function (GO): ATP binding; protein kinase activity
Source: RefSeq, a predicted model, not a curated record
CCAGGUGAGUACAUCAAGACGUGGCGUCCCCGUUAUUUUCUCCUCAAGAGCGACGGAUCCUUCAUCGGYUACAAAGAGCGGCCGGAGGGGCCGGAGCCGGCGCUGCCCCCGCUCAACAACUUCUCCGUGGCCGAGUGCCAGCUGAUGAAGUCGGAGCGGCCGCGUCCCAACACUUUCAUCAUUCGCUGUCUGCAGUGGACGACGGUGAUCGAGAGGACUUUCCAUGUGGACAGCCCCGAGGAGCGCGAGGAGUGGAUCCAGGCCAUCCAGGCCGUUGCCCACAGUCUCAAGGUUCGGGAGCCGCUGUCGGAGGCGAUGGAGCUGCAGAGCGGAGCCCUGGGGAGUGAGGAGACGGACGCGGCCGUGGGCAAAUCCCGAACCAAAGCUGUGAGAAAAACCCAAAAAUCCCAAAAAAUCCCUAAUCCUAAUCCUAAAACUAACCCUAACCCUGGGGAUGAGGAGACGGACGUGGCCGUGGGCAAAUCCCGAACCAAGGCUACCAUGAACGACUUCGAUUACCUGAAGCUGCUGGGAAAGGGAACCUUCGGGAAGGUGAUCCUGGUGCGGGAAAAGGCGUCGGGACGGUACUACGCCAUGAAAAUCCUGCGCAAGGACGUCAUCAUCGCCAAGGGAUUUUGGGGUCAUUCCCACAUUUCCCCGCUCCAGCUGGAGAAUCUGAUGCUGGACAAGGACGGGCACAUCAAAAUCACGGAUUUUGGGCUCUGCAAGGAGGGGGUGACAGAUGGAACCACCAUGAGAACUUUCUGUGGGACCCCCGAGUACCUGGCACCCGAGGUCCUGGAAGAUAACGAUUACGGCCGCGCCGUGGACUGGUGGGGGUUGGGCGUGGUGAUGUACGAGAUGCUCUGCGGGCGCCUCCCGUUCUACAACCAGGACCACGAGCGGCUCUUCGAGCUCAUCCUGCUCGAGGACCUGCGCUUCCCCCGCUCCCUCAGCCCCGAGGCCCGCGGGCUACUGAGUGGGCUACUGAAAAAAGAUCCCAAAGAGAGGUGAGAACUGACCUGAGACACCUGGGGACACACCU